AUGAAAGAUUCACUGAGCAAGUUGGAGGACGGAAGAGUUCAAGAUCACAUGACGGUUAGGACCAGAUCCAUGUUCUCCAUUAAGAGACAAUGUAUUCGUGUGGCUCUUGCUGAAACUCUCAGCACAUUUGUCAUGAUGCUUUUUGGGCUUGGUUCUGUAGCUCAGGUGGAAACGGGAGACGGGAAGUUCGGCGAGUACCUGAGCAUUAACCUUGGUUUUGGCUUUGGUGUUGCUAUGGGUGCUCAUGUAGGUGGGAAAGUGUCAGGUGCCCACAUGAAUGCGGCUGUGUCUUUCACCAUGUGUGUGUUUGGCCGUUUGGCCUGGAAAAUGCUCCCGCUGUAUGUGAUCACACAGUUUAUCGGUUCUUUCUUGGCGGCUGGAACUGUCUUUUUUGUCUACUAUGAUGCUCUCAUGAACUACAGCGGGGGUAAUUUAACUGUGUCUGGCCCCAAGGCAACAGCUGCAAUCUUUGCCACCUACCCAGCACCCUACAUCUCAAUAAGUACUGGUUUCUUGGACCAGGUUGUUGGCACUGCUAUACUACUGCUGUGUCUUCUGGCUCUGGCGGACAAACGAAACCAGCCUGCUCCCCCUGGUGGUGAGUCUGUGGUCACUGGGCUUCUGGUACUGGUGAUUGGAAUCUCUUUUGGCAGCAACAGUGGCUAUGCCAUAAACCCGACAAGAGACCUAGGCCCAAGAGUCUUCACUGCUCUGGCUGGAUGGGGGCUUGAUGUGUUCCGGGCAGGAAAUAGUUGGUGGUGGGUCCCUUUAUUGGCCCCCUUAGUAGGGGGAGUAACUGGGGCUCUCAUUUAUACGGCAUUUGUCGAGUUUCAUCACCCUCCGUGCAGAGAAGACAGAGAGAAUGAUGACAGAGAAUGUAAUGGAGAGGAGCCGUUUCAGCAAAGCAUCGCGGAGUUCUGA
Molecule: messenger RNA, 921 nt
Organism: Chanos chanos (milkfish)
Lineage: Eukaryota; Metazoa; Chordata; Actinopteri; Gonorynchiformes; Chanidae
Gene: aqp7
Product: aquaporin 7
Exons: 6
Coding region: 1-921 (306 amino acids)
Biological process (GO): water transport; glycerol transmembrane transport
Cellular component (GO): basolateral plasma membrane; plasma membrane
Molecular function (GO): urea transmembrane transporter activity; glycerol channel activity; water channel activity
Source: RefSeq, a predicted model, not a curated record